AGUUGAAAGCAUCUUCUCUUUACAAUGAAAUACAGCUACAUAUAUAUGGCUAUUAUAACUACAUGUAUAUGGAAAACUGUAUAAUUAUACCACCACUGUAGAAGCAAACACCAUGGGAACGUCUACUUUGACAAAUCACAUACAAUUUUCCGGAUGUCAUUAGGUAGUUACCAGAUUCACCACCAGGUGGCAAAUUUGGGUCAGAUAACAUGGCAGAAAAAGUAGAUUUCAAGAAGAGCCUGUCGCAGCAUUUGCUAGUGGUUGGAUUAUGUGUAGUAGUGGCUGUCUACCUUAUACCUUCACCGAUUGACCCAAAGCCAUAUUUUUUUGCUGACCCUCCACAGAUGACAGGUCCCCUCAAAGUAAACAGAAGACUACAGAAGGCUGAUAGAUUGUUCAAAGGAAGAGUAUUUGGUCCUGAAUCACUUGCAGUUGAUAAGGAAGGAGUUUUCUACACAGGGGGUCUUGAUGGCAAAAUUUGGCGUUUCCAUGACCACAGCCUGGAACUAUUAGCUAGGACAGGCAGCAAUUAUUCUGAAUGUGGUUCCCCUGAACUAGAGCCAGAAUGUGGUCGACCAAAGGGGGUUGCCAUUGACAACAAAGGGAGUCUCUAUGUUGCUGACGCAUAUAAAGGACUUUUACAAGUGAACACUACAACAGGAGAGGUAAACAUCCUCCUGCCAAGUGAAAAAGGUUUGGAUGGGAUUCCAUUUAAAUUCCUAAACGGGAUGACAAUAUCUAAGAGUGGAGUGCUCUAUUUCACAGAUUCUUCCAGCAAGUGGGACAGGCGUAGUCAUAAAUAUGAGAUUAUAGAAAACAAUGCCCUGGGACGUCUUAUAGAGUAUGACCCUGCUAGUGGUGAAGCUAGGGUGUUACUUUCAGGACUGCACAUGGCUAAUGGAGUAAGCCUGUCUCCACAUGAAGACUUUUUACUGGUCUCUGAACUAAACAUAUGCAGAAUUACAAGAUAUUUUCUGCGAGGUCCAAAAGCUGGCACAAGUGAGAUCUUUACCGACAAUCUCCCAGGGUAUCCUGAUAACAUUAAAGCUACUAGUGCAGGAACAUACUUCAUAGGUCUAGCAGCAUCGAGAAUACAGAAGUCAAGGUUUAUGAGGCCUUUCCUAGAUGUCAUAGCUCCAUAUCCAGCCAUAAAGAGAUUCAUCACCAAGAUUACUCCUCUAUCGGUGUACGCCUUGUUCAUCCCAAAACACGUCCUUUUUAUUGAAGUCGACCAGCAAGGUAACAUUGUGGACAGCUUUCACGAUCCAGAUGGUGCGGUUAUAUCUGCCUGUAGCGAGGCAUUUGAGCAUGAUGGCAAAGUUUACCUCGGACAUUUUGGGACAGAUUACAUUGGCGUUAUAGGCAUGGCAGAUUUGAAAUCAAAUGUAACAUGAAAUUGAUCCAUUUUUAAAAUGCCAGUUCAUGCUGAAUUUAUGUACUGUUUAUUUAGAUCUUGCCUAUUAACAUGGUCCUAUGGAUCCUGAUUAAUUAUCCCAUCGAACAGAUUGGGGGAUAUUGAGAAUGGCACCGUAUGUAUGUAUGUAUGUAUGUAUAUAUGUCCCUACGCCAGUCUGUCUGUCAACAGUUUUUGCUUAAAGUGGAAAAGUAGUCGAGCAAUCUGAUAAAUGGAUACAUUGAAAAAAUGUUUGCCCUUUUUAUUUGUGUUAUUUUACAUUUUGAUAUAUACACUGUCUAAUGACAAUUUUACGAAUAAGCAGUCAUUUUAAAAAUGGCGGCCAUUUUUAUGUAUUUUACAUUUUGCUGUAAUGAGAAACAUUUCAUAUAAAUACUUAUCACACUGUCUAAUGACAAUUCAUGAAUUUGGUGGCCAUUUCCAAAUUGUUCACCCUGCACCUUGUGUAUUUAAUGCAUAUGUUUAUAGUAUUAAUUUGAUCAUUUUACUGAUAAGAAAUAUGUAUAUUAGAAAGACUAUGAAAUGAUUUAUGAAACUAUGUAUUCCCUUACAAUUUUUACACUAUCGAUCCUGAAAAAUUGAAGACAAAAUAUGCGAUAUAAAUUUAGACAUCUUUAUUUUCUUGAAAGGGGUAUGACUUGUAUUACUCCAGAAGUGACAAUCUAAACAUUCUGAAGUUACUUCUUGUAUUAAUUAAUAUUAUUUAUCAAAUAAUCUUUUCAAGAGCUAUACAACAAGCUUUAUAAAACAAUAAUUUUUAUUGAACUUCAAGUUCAAAAUAAAUGUUGCAUCAAAUGCACUUUGUACAUUGUA
Owenia fusiformis is the source of this 2227-nucleotide messenger RNA. NCBI's taxonomy places the organism in Eukaryota, Metazoa, Annelida, Polychaeta, Sabellida, Oweniidae. The record is from the annotation of a GenBank genome assembly.